Molecule: messenger RNA, 2246 nt
Organism: Aspergillus pseudotamarii
Lineage: Eukaryota; Fungi; Ascomycota; Eurotiomycetes; Eurotiales; Aspergillaceae
Exons: 4
Coding region: 200-1954 (584 amino acids)
Source: RefSeq, a predicted model, not a curated record
CUUGCCUUGAAGAUUCAACACGUGUAAUCUCCAUAGCUGUGACUUGCAACAAUUUAUUCCCUAACAGUGCCCAUUGGCUUCAAUAUAUAGAAAGGAUUCCUUAUAAUUUACCAUAUCCAAUUACACCAUCCUCUCAUCGUUGAUUGACGGGGCUGCUCGCAUUGAAAGGAAUAUUAUAUCCACGGUAUCCUCAGACAUUAUGAUUCGAUAUAAACCCACCCGUGUUACACUCGAGGAGAGUGAUGUCCACGAUUGUCUAGAAAGAUUGCUCCUGCGGCAUACCCGGUUCGUUGAACGGCAGGAGCAAGAUACCGAUCAGAGCGACAGUGAGAACAACGAGAGUGCAUCUGUAGACUCGAAUAGCUUCUCUCCAUAUGCACACUCUGAUGGAUCCAGCUGCGAUAAAGACUUGCAUUCACUGUUCAGCGAAAGCCCAUCACAGGAAAGCUGGCAACGAAACCGCCGUUUUUUCUCUGUGUCCCCAUCCAUUGAGGCGCAUAGCUUAUCUCCAUCUGAAGAAUCACAAUGGGGCGGUAUGACCUAUAAAAACCAAUCAUCAUCACUAACUAGUGCAGCUGUGGAGAGACCAGAUCCGCUAAUCGCAUUCAAGGAUUACCAAUCCUUUGUUAGCACUGAUUAUCUUGGGUUAGGGUCAUUGUCAAAAGGCAUUCACUGGCAAUCUCCUGUCAAGCCACUAGUGGCAUGCUGUGCCGAACCGCUGUAUCAUUCACUGAGGGCACACUCUCUGUUCUCGGCCUUAUCAAGAAAGUCCCUAUCGCGAUGGGAAAACUCCAUCAACACAGCAUGGGAAAGGGUGAAACAGUUCUUUGUGACCUCUGAAGAUCACACCAUCUCAGAACACUCCCUGUGUUAUGACCCACAAGAAACAAAUAUCUCUGAUGUGACUCUUCCUGCAGUUUUCUCAGCACACAGAAUUCUGGCCGAUCACAGCUCCUACCCAGGAGAGGGGAACACAACUGACAACACAGGACAUGCCCAAACCCUGUCCAAAUCAGGAAGCGCUGAUGCCAACGUCGAGCCUCGAGAGAAGACGAUAGUACCCAGACAAUCCGAAGGCUCGGCCCAGUCUCCUAAUUGCCUUACCAUCACAUGUUUAGCUGAGAACACCAGUUUGCAAGCAAGCCCAAUGACAGAACCUGCAAGGAAGACCCUUAAGACUACAGAAGGUAGUAAGAUCGACACGUCUGUUCCAUCACAUGGCGAACAGGCUGGACUUACAGUUCACCAUAACAAGGGCUCUGAUACCGAAUCCCAAAUAUCGGAAGCUGAGUUACCGCAUAAAACUUGCGAUGCGGCAUCCUUAGACAUAACUUCAAAUAAGACUAUCAGGGCAAGACCUGGUAAAAGAAGUUCGAGGCCUCUUCCCGAGAUUAUUGGUAGAAACAAAAAAGGCAAUGAAUAUGAUAUGUAUAAGGUGUGCAACUUGCCUGCCAGCACUGAACGUGAUCCGCAUGACGCGUCAUUCACACACAGCCGCAAAGGCACAUCCAACGGUGAUGCCGCAAUUCGGCCUCCACUGCCUGCCACACAGAUCGAGGAUGGCGCGGCAGAGCCUAACGCCUUGAUGUUCUCUAAAGAAGAGAUGGAUCGAAUUGGCGCUAUGUUGUACCGAGAAGCUGACGCAGCGCUGCGAGGUCUUAUUAACAGUCAAUGCGAAGGAGAGCUUAUUGUAGAACCAGACUUGGUGGUGUCUACGAGUCCAAAGGAGCAUGGCGGACAAGAUAAUGUGUUAGAUCCACAUGGCGGCCGCUUGGAGCCCGCCGGUAAAGAACGAGAGCCAAGUCAGCAUAUCAUGCGAGCAUCUGUGCAAUUUCAGGAUCAAGUCAACAGUAUGAUGGCUGAGCUCUAUCAUCAGGUCGAAGACAAGGCUGACGACUUUGGACUGGCCUCGCUUAGGCGGAAACCAUUGGGUGAAUGGUAUAGAGGCACCUAGAUUCGAGUGGGACUGGCAAGCUUCUGGAAUGGGUCGGAUGAAAUCCACACAAUUUCACAGCACCCAUAAUAAGCCGGGUGUCUUACAAGUUCCAGGUUACUUCUUCCAAUAAUAGAUCAACCGCAACAUAUGUUUCACAUUAAGCGUGUGGUCUGGAUCUGGCUUAUAAUUGAUGUGGUGAAGGAUCACCUAAGUAGUAUCUAGACCCUUGCAGUGACCAAUACAGAGACUCAAAGAAUUAAGUGCGUCUUCCCCAAUCCUCAUCGUUCAGUCCUGUACCGGUUGGAUGAUA